AUGUGGCUAAGUCGUCAUUUGAUUUUAAUUUCUUGGGAUAAGUCACAGGUGGGAAGAUCAGAAGAAGAAGGGUGUAUUUCAAUGAUGGAUUGGGAGAUGUUGGUCAAACAGUAUCAUGCAGAAACGGAACGAUACAAACAAGAAGCGAACGAAGCAAAAAACGAAUUAAAAGACUUUAUAACAUUUAGUCAGCAGAUUGAAGUGGAACUGGAUAAGGAGCUGAAUGCAGCUAACUUGUCGUUAAGUAAACGUGAAAAGGAAAUUGCUGUUUUGAUAAAAGAACGAGAUCGAUAUAAAGAAGAAGCUCAACGGCUCCGUGCAGAACAGUAUAGCAAAGAUAUGAAACUUAACGAUGAGUUGCAGGAAUUGAAAGUUGAAAAGGAAACUUUGAUAAGUGCUCUUCAUAAACUUGAGCAAAAAAAUGAUGAUUUAGAGAGAGAAUUAAGGAUAACAUGCGAGACUCUGAAGGACACUGAAAAAAAGUUAAAUGAAGAACUGGAGAUGCGGGCGUUACUCACUACGGAACUUGACAGCAAAGAAGACUUAAAGGUCCGUUGCCAGAGAUUAGAAGAUGAAAUUCGAGAUUUAAAAUUAGAUGGUAUGGUAAAAGAUACAAAACUGUCGAACUGUUCAAUUUCUAAUCAAUCUAAUGGGGUGCCUGCUACUCAGGGGAAAUACAAUUGUGGGAAUUUUAUUCAAGUGAAAAAUGGACGACAGAAUAACGGAACAUUGCAGCUCGCAAGGUCAGCAAAAAAUGGUUUUACUUUCUAUGAAAAUCAUGAUGCUUGUGCACAAGAUGUGAACAGAAAAACGUUAUUCACUGAUGCAAAUUCAAAAGGCAUUGGAUCGCGUGUGAACUCCUUACCACCUUCAUUAGCAAAUAGUAUUUCACCGAUCAUUGUCAAUCUCCUUGAAACGAUUCAGGCACUUGAAGAAAGACUGCUUUCAAUGCAUCCGGAACGAAGGACAAAUGUGGAAAAUGGAUUUGGAACAGCAAAUCGACAUUGA
This is a messenger RNA of Acanthocheilonema viteae, 1008 nucleotides long. NCBI's taxonomy places the organism in Eukaryota, Metazoa, Nematoda, Chromadorea, Rhabditida, Onchocercidae. The record is from the annotation of a GenBank genome assembly.